This is a messenger RNA of Heteronotia binoei (common prickly gecko), 4927 nucleotides long. It is a transcript of the gene GRM1, whose product is annotated as glutamate metabotropic receptor 1. Gene Ontology annotation, molecular function: adenylate cyclase inhibiting G protein-coupled glutamate receptor activity; G protein-coupled receptor activity involved in regulation of postsynaptic membrane potential. The record is from RefSeq and is a predicted model, not a curated record. Gene Ontology annotation, biological process: G protein-coupled glutamate receptor signaling pathway; regulation of synaptic transmission, glutamatergic. Gene Ontology annotation, cellular component: postsynaptic density membrane. Lineage: Eukaryota; Metazoa; Chordata; Lepidosauria; Squamata; Gekkonidae. The transcript has 9 exons. Bases 303 to 3893 code for a protein of 1196 amino acids.
GACCUGUCCCCCCCCCCCCUUUCCUCCUUCCUGCGGUAAAACAACGUUGAAGAAAGAGGGCACUCGAGUACAGCCCAUCUGCCUGUAUCAGACUAGCAAGAGAAACGUGAACAGGAGAACUGGCGAUGACCGCUUUGAUGAAGGAGGGAGUGAACUGCCUCAUGGUUUCGGGUGCAGGCUACAGUUCAUUCCUAUGAUGACUUCUGUUGCCCCUUCAGGCUAUAUGGUUUAAGACUACACUGUAAUGGGAUUUUGAGGCACUAGAGAAGUGACUGGUGGCAGCCUCUUUCAUAACUAUAACAAUGUGCAGACAGGAGGAGUCCAUGAAACUGGUUGCCUGGAUCUGGAUGGCUUCUUGCAACAAAAUGAUUGGGAUACUGCUCGUCUUCUUCCCUGCUAUCCUUCUGGAAAUGGACUUCCUCCCCAAGAAUGCUGGCAGGAAGGUUUUAAUCUCAGGUGCUUCUUCCCAAAGAUCAGUAGCUAGAAUGGAAGGUGAUGUUAUUAUAGGAGCCCUCUUCUCUGUCCAUCACCAACCGCCAGCUGAGAAAGUCCCAGAAAGGAAAUGUGGUGAGAUCCGAGAGCAAUAUGGUAUCCAGAGAGUAGAGGCUAUGUUUCACACUCUGGAUAAAAUUAAUUCUGACCCAGUCCUGCUGCCCAACAUUACUUUAGGAAGUGAAAUCCGAGAUUCCUGUUGGCACUCCUCAGUAGCCUUGGAGCAGAGCAUUGAAUUCAUAAGAGAUUCCUUGAUCUCCAUCCGAGAUGAGAAAGAUGCUCUUGGUCGCUGUUUGCCUGACACUGCAUCCCACCACCACAUCAGGGCCAAAAAACCCAUUGCUGGUGUUAUUGGCCCAGGAUCUAGUUCUGUGGCCAUCCAAGUACAAAAUCUCCUCCAGCUCUUUGACAUCCCCCAAAUUGCUUAUUCUGCAACAAGUAUUGACCUAAGUGACAAAACUCUGUACAAAUACUUCUUAAGGGUGGUCCCGUCUGACAUUCUGCAAGCCAGAGCCAUGCUUGACAUAGUCAAACGCUACAACUGGACAUAUGUGUCUGCUGUACACACAGAAGGAAAUUAUGGUGAGAGUGGCAUGGAAGCCUUCAAAGAGCUGGCUGCUCAAGAGGGUCUUUGCAUUGCUCAUUCAGACAAGAUCUACAGCAAUGCUGGAGAAAAGAGCUUUGACCGACUGUUGCAGAAGCUCCGGGACAGGUUGCCGAAGGCCCGAGUUGUGGUUUGCUUUUGUGAAGGAAUGACUGUCAGGGGGAUUCUCAUAGCUAUGAGACGACUGAAAGUGCUGGGAGAGCUUCUCCUGAUUGGAAGUGAUGGCUGGGCAGAUAGAGAUGAAGUCAUUGAAGGAUAUGAAGCUGAAGCAAAUGGAGGCAUCACAAUCAAGCUACAGUCUCCAGAAGUCUUGUCCUUUGAUGAUUAUUUUUUGAAACUGCAUUUGGAUGAGAACACAAGAAAUCCCUGGUUCCCAGAAUUUUGGCAGCACAGAUUCCAGUGUCGCCUGCCGGGACACUUGUUGGAGAACCCCAACUUUCAGAAGAACUGCACUGGGAAUGAAAGUUUAGAAGAAAACUAUGUCCAGGACAGUAAAAUGGGAUUUGUUAUCAAUGCCAUAUAUGCUAUGGCCCACGGCCUGCAAAACAUGCAUCAUGCCCUUUGUCCAGGACAUGUUGGACUAUGUGAUGCCAUGAAGCCCAUUGAUGGUAGCAAGCUCUUGGAUUUUCUCCUGAAUUCUUCAUUCAUUGGAGUUUCAGGAGAAGAAGUUCGGAUUGAUGGAAAUGGAGAUGCCCCUGGAAGAUAUGACAUAAUGAACCUGCAGCACCUAGGGUCUCAGCAUUAUGACUAUGUCCAUAUUGGCACCUGGCAUGAAGGGGUAUUGAAUAUUGAUGAUAAUCGGAUUCAGAUGAACAAAAGUGGUAUGGUCCGAUCAGUGUGCAGUGACCCCUGUUUGAAAGGUCAGAUUAAGGUUAUAAGGAAAGGGGAAGUGAGUUGCUGCUGGAUUUGCACAGCUUGCAAGGAGAAUGAAUUUGUUCAGGAUGAGUUCACAUGCAAGGCUUGUGAACUGGGAUGGUGGCCUAAUGCUGAUCUGACAGGCUGUGAACCAAUUCCUGUAAAAUAUCUUCAGUGGAGUGAUAUAGAGUCCAUUGUGGCUGUGGUCUUCUCCUGCCUGGGUAUCCUGGUCACCAUGUUUGUUACACUGAUCUUUGCACUCUACAGGGACACCCCUGUUGUUAAAUCAUCAAGCCGGGAGCUCUGCUACAUUAUCCUUGCUGGGAUAUUCCUUGGUUAUAUCUGCCCCUUUACCCUUAUAGCUAAGCCCACUGUCACUUCAUGCUACCUCCAACGUCUCCUUGUAGGGCUUUCCUCUGCCAUGUGUUACUCUGCCCUUGUAACCAAAACCAACCGCAUUGCACGCAUUCUGGCAGGGAGCAAGAAAAAAAUUUGUACACGUAAACCACGUUUCAUGAGUGCUUGGGCUCAAGUGGUCAUUGCCUCCAUUUUGAUCAGUGUGCAGCUAACAUUGGUAAUUACCCUGAUAAUCAUGGAACCUCCUAUGCCAAUCCUUUCCUACCCUAGCAUCAAGGAAGUCUUCCUGAUCUGCAACACCAGCAACUUAGGUGUGGUUGCUCCAGUGGGCUACAAUGGACUUCUUAUCAUGAGUUGCACUUACUAUGCCUUUAAAACUCGCAACGUACCCGCAAAUUUCAAUGAAGCCAAGUAUAUUGCCUUCACUAUGUACACUACUUGUAUCAUCUGGCUGGCCUUUGUUCCUAUUUACUUUGGGAGCAACUACAAGAUCAUAACUACUUGCUUUGCGGUGAGCCUGAGUGUGACAGUAGCCUUGGGGUGCAUGUUCACUCCCAAGAUGUACAUCAUCAUUGCCAAACCUGAGAGGAAUGUCCGUAGUGCCUUCACCACUUCUGAUGUGGUGCGUAUGCAUGUCGGAGAUGGCAAGGCACCUUGUAGGUCAAACACUUUUCUCAGCAUAUUCCGGAGGAAGAAGCCAGGCACUGGAAACCCAAAUUCUAAUGGCAAGUCUGUGUCAUGGUCUGAACCAGGUGGAAGACAAGUUCCCAAGGGACAGCAUAUGUGGCACAGACUCUCAGUGCAUGUGAAGAGCAAGGAGCCAGGAUGCAAUCAGACCGCAGUGAUCAAGCCCCUCACUAAAAGUUACCCAGUCCAAGGCAAAACCCUGACUUUUUCAGAUAUCAGCAGUAAGACUCUGUACAAUGUGGUGGAGGAAGAAGAGAGUGAGCCUGUGCGCUUCAGCCAGCUGAGUAGUCCUCCCACAAUUGUGCACAGGCGAGUAACGGUGACACCUCCACUGCAGGUAUCUGCAGAUGAAGCCCGCCUGUUCUUGUCUGAACAGAGUCCCAAAAGCCUCCCGCCACCUCAGAGAUCCAUCAUGGAGCAGUUGCAAGGCGUGGUCAACAAAUUUGCCACUGGCAUUCCUGACUUCAACUCUGUGAUCCCUGUCCCCGGUACAGGCAAUGGAGUGAGACCUAUCUACCAUCCUCCAUUGAUGCAGCAGCAGGUAUUGCCACUCCCAAUGGGCACAUUCAGCAAAGAGCUGGUUUUGCCCCCCGCUGAGGAAGAGGGGGAGGAAGAGGAGGAAGAAAAUGAAAAGUUUAAACUCAUCCCAGAAUAUGUGUAUGAGAGGCCAGGAAAUCUGGAAGAGGAUGAAGAUGAAGAAGAGGAACAGGCAAACAGCAAACUGACUCUGGAAGAUUCACCAGCACUGACACCUCCAUCUCCUUUCCGAGAUUCAGUGGCUUCAGGCAGUUCUGUACCCAGUUCUCCUGUCUCUGAAUCAGUGCUCUGCACACCUCUCAGUGCAACCUAUGCUUCAGUCGUCCUGAGGGAUUAUAAGCAAAGCUCAUCUACCCUGUAACACAGAGGCUCUUGGGAUGGAAGUGUGUUGACAUUGUCUCCUCUUUUGGCUCUGAUUUGAAAGGAGAAAUAGCAGAAGCCACAUGAAGGCAUGAGAAAGCAUAAAAACAUGAUACUGUGUAUAUGGAACGGGCAAAAAAAAAAAAAUGUAUCCUGCACUAAAUCUAUUAGAGGGCUCCAGAUCUUGACCUGUUGUGUUUUCUUUUCUUUUUUAAAAAAGGGAAAAUAUUGUAUUGUGUUCAAAGUAUUGUAGUCUGAGAAGACAAAAGGAAUUUUGACAAAGCACAAACCCCAUAUAUAAUUUCUAUAGCAAAAAAAAAAUACAAAAAGAAUACACAAUGUUCACACUCACUGUCACAUGCUCUCUUGGCAACACUUGAAAAUGACUGGUUAAUAUAACCACAAAGAAGACUGAGUACAUCUCAUGGCUGGAUAUCUUCACUGAAUGCAGCAGACUUUCAUGCAGCCAACAUUUGUUGGAGAAAGGAAGGAAGGAAGAAUGGAGGGGGAGAAAGAUGGAAAACAGACUUCUCUGUGCAUUGGGUGCAUAGGUGUACAUUUUUGUGAUUUUUUUUUUUUAGGUGGGUGGCCUGGAAAUAGCAAGCUGCCAUCUGAAAAUUAACCAGGGGAAACAAAGAUACCCUGUGGGUGAAUAGCUAAUAAGGAAUGUAUAGAACAUUAGAUAUAGCCCCCCCUUUGUCAGAAUAAACAUAAAGAAGACAUUAAAAGGCUGCUUACAUGAACUAAGGCAAAAAUCCCUGUCAUCCUGAAAAUGUAGAUUUGCCCUUUUGUAGAAGAUUGCAAGCCAGGUGGCUAUACUGUUAACAUUGCAUUUCCAGUAGCAAAACAAUAUUUACCAAUUCAGUUUUCAUAACCUGAUGCAUUUGUCAUGUGAGUACAUCAUUUGUUUGUGUUUCUAUGGGAACAACAUAAAAUAAUUAUAUAUUUUGAACAAUUGCAACUUUAAAGCAAAAAGCAAUUCCUAAUUUUGGCUCAUUAGAUUACAUGGUAGAUGCAAGAGAAUGAGUCUCUCUC